Priapulus caudatus is the source of this 316-nucleotide messenger RNA. RefSeq names its product acylase ACY 1-like. The record is from RefSeq and is a predicted model, not a curated record. The transcript has a single exon. The annotation marks the transcript as partial. NCBI's taxonomy places the organism in Eukaryota, Metazoa, Priapulida, Priapulimorpha, Priapulimorphida, Priapulidae.
ACAGAUGCGGUACAUUGCCAGAUCGAGGCGAUGAAACUGGCUUACGCCGAUCUAUUCCGUUAUGUCUCGGAUCCGGCGACGAUGGAAGUUGAGGUUUCCGAAUUACUCAACUCCGAAUACUUGCGCGGGCGCGCCAAACUCAUCGACAUGAAAAAAGCUGGCAGCCCGGUUUUUGGCGUACCGAAAAAAAGUGGCACCGUUUACCUCACCGCCGCCGACGAAUCCGGCAUGAUGGUGUCCUAUAUCCAGAGCAACUAUCACGGCUUCGGUUCGGGCAUUGUUAUCCCCGAAACCGGCAUCAGCCUGCAAAAUCGAG